AUGAUAGUGGAAUCACUUUUUAAUGAGCUUCCCUAUAUGUUUUAUCUCGGCCUGUUUUUUGUAAACGUGCUCAUACUCUACUAUGCUUUCUUGAUGGAGUAUAUAGUCCUCAGUGUUGGCAUUGUCUUCUUGCCCGAGAAUAUGGACCAAGCACUGGUGGAUCUAGGAGUGCUUUCCGACCCAGCUUCUGUCCCGUACGACACAGAAGGUGAAAUGGACGUCUUUGAGGGGUACUUUGACUGAAGCAACGACCUCAACUGAAAUUGUAGAUGUGAGUGAGAUGAGCAACGACAGUUAGACCCAAGCACCGGAGUGAACAUGGAGACAGAACGUCAGAUGAGACCGAAGGUAGUAUUUGGAUACCCCUGUGGACCAACAAAGUGCACCCAGUCUCUUUGGACAGGAGUAAGUGGGAGACAACUCUACCCAGUAUGGAGACAACACG
Molecule: messenger RNA, 445 nt
Organism: Polypterus senegalus (gray bichir)
Lineage: Eukaryota; Metazoa; Chordata; Cladistia; Polypteriformes; Polypteridae
Gene: dexi
Product: Dexi homolog (mouse)
Exons: 1
Coding region: 1-243 (80 amino acids)
Source: RefSeq, a predicted model, not a curated record